This is a messenger RNA of Nasonia vitripennis (jewel wasp), 6379 nucleotides long. RefSeq lists its product as uncharacterized. The record is from RefSeq and is a predicted model, not a curated record. Gene Ontology annotation, cellular component: cytoplasm; nucleus. Gene Ontology annotation, molecular function: cAMP-dependent protein kinase inhibitor activity. The coding region runs from base 689 to 1111 and encodes 140 amino acids. Lineage: Eukaryota; Metazoa; Arthropoda; Insecta; Hymenoptera; Pteromalidae. The transcript is spliced from 5 exons. Gene Ontology annotation, biological process: negative regulation of cAMP-dependent protein kinase activity.
GAGUCGACGACGCGCAGUAUAGUAGUAACGGCACGACGCAGCGCCCGAGCAGCUAGCAGACGAAAAAGUGUCUGUCUGGCUCAAGCGCGCGCCGCGCGCGCUCAGCUGCCAGCCGCUUCUCUCUUGCCUUUCUCUCUCUUACCUAUAUACAUAGCUGUUACAGAGAGAAACCGCACGUCGACUGAGUCAGAGCGCUAAAGAGAGAGAGAGAGAGAGAGCUCGGCGGAAAAAGGCUACGCAAUUUCCGCGCGCGCGCGCUCGUUACGUCACAGAGCAAGUGAGGGGGAGUCGGUGUGUAUAUACUGUAGAGAGUGCGUGCGGGCUUGUGUGUGUGUGUGUGUGUGUGUGCGGCGCGCUCGCGUGGGUACACACGCGGCGUCGGCGUCGCUAUUCCGAGUAGUAGUUUCUCUCGCUGUUGAUCUGCCCGCACCCAUACGUCUCGACUGUACUCCGUGUGCGCGGACAGUGCGCGACUGUAGAUUCCGUACGACACUGGUGCUCAUAGGUGUGCUCUCCUCGUUGUGUGUGUGUGCGUGUGUUUUGCAAAGUAGUGCGCUGCCAAGACACGACGCUGACGCUGUCGCUGCGCUGCGCUGACACCGGGAGAGACGACGCGUCGCUACUGCCGCUACAGGCCUCUGGCUGCUACUGCUGCUGCUGCUGCUGCUGCUUCGAGCCGCCGUUAUCAAUGGUGAAGCAGCAGAGCGUCGGCGCCGUCUCCGGCGACAUGCCUGUCUCCGGCAGGUUGAGGAAGCGCAAGCGGAGAGUAUACCUGCCCCGCGCUCAAGCCUUGAGGAUGCUGUCGCAAAAGCAGGCGGAGGCGGAUCCAGGCGCCGAGCCGUCGAGCUGCAGCAAGGGCAGCAACGACGGCGAAGCUACUCUUCAGCAGCCGAGCGGCAGCGGAGCCGUGACGCCCGGCGGCUUCAUCAACGGCGAGGGUUCCCAGGAGUUCCUCUCGACCGGACGCACGGGACGCAGAAAUGCCAUGCCCGACAUACUCGGACAGCACGCGGACACCGGCACGGCCGAUCUGCCCGAGAAGCUCGAGGCCCUUACCACAGAUCCGGCAGGAGCGAGGAGUCCGGCGGAGCCAGGUCCAUCGCAGCAGUAGCGCGCCGGCUGAAAGGAUCGCCGCGACUCCUCCUGGGGAAUCUAUUGAACGAGAGAAAGCUCUCGCAGUGACGAGCUUGCGGCCGCCAUCCCUCGAGACGAAGUGUGAGAGGACGUCAGCCGAAAGAGCAUCGGCAUCUGUAAAUAGCCCGGAGAAGCAACGUAUAUAUACAGAUCCAGCGGGAGUGUGAUUCAUCGCAGCAACGACGCGCUGGCUGACGGAAUCGCCGCGACUCUUCCUGGGGAAUCCAUCAAAUGAGAAAAAGCUCUCGCAUCGGUGAUCACGAGGAUGCGGCUGCCCGUCGAGAGAUGCAUCGGAGAGAGCACGCGAGAGGCGACGUCAGCCCGCCAAAGAGCAGCGGCAUGUGUAAAUAGCGCGGAGAAUCGCGACGUGUAUACGGAUUUACGUUGUUUCUUUCUCCCCGUAUUAUUAUACAUGCAUAUAUUAUACACCUUAUUUUUCGGCGCGCCGCGUGGCGCAUACAUACAUACAUACACAUAGUAUUACACAGGCGGGAUCGAUAUAGCUUUAAGCGCGCGCCAUGUGAGUGAGAGAGAUAGAUAGAUAUAGAGAGUAGCAGCAGCAUCAUCUUUGUCACCUUGAGACUGAGAUGAAUCUCGGGGCUUUUCUUUCUCUCGCGCUGCUGCGGAUCAUACACGGAGAGGCGUCUCUUCGAAUCUGAUCGAGAGAGUGCGAAAUGCCAUUUGCAGUAGCGGCUCUCUGAAAAUCGAUCCCCUGAGAUGAGACUAUUGAUUUUUAGCCUCGGACAAAGUUUUCGAGAAACGUCUCUCUCCCUCUCGCUCUUUCUCUGUUGAUUCUCUCUCUAUACCUAUCUCUAUAUUUGUCCUCGUCCCUAUCACGUGCGAGUGUACUGAACAAUGGAAGCGCAUUUUUCGAUUCGCGACGAACUUUCGGAUUCCGACGAGAGGGCAUAGCGAAUAAAAGUCAACUUUCCCGAGUUUUUCACAUUUGACACAACGUUCUUCUGGUCUGAAUUAGCGCCGCGCGGUGCUCCGGUGAUGAUGAUCAAACUUAUAGAUAUACUUGUGUUAGUAUUAAGACGUUGAGCUUCACCUUGGCUCUAUAUAUUAUUUUAUAGUUUUCGCGACGAGGUUUUUAAUUUUAAGCUAGUGUUUAAUCGACACCCGGCGUCAGGAAACUCUGUAUGAUAAUGAUUGUCAACCGUCAAAUUUGUGUGAGAACGACGACGAAAUUGUGGCUUCAGCAAAGACGAUUCAAGCGUAGUGUAAUAGGUACAUUAAUAUUAUAAUUUGUAGAAGCGAUUUCGAUGUAAAAAUGUAGUCCGAGAAUUCGCAACAGCUCUGGAAUAUUAUUUGUAAACGUCGCCUCGCAUCGGAAGUAAUCAGCGUUGAAUAUUCCAUCAAUAUAAGUUGACAGCGUCGACGACUGCAAUAUCCACUUAUAAUCUCGCUGGAAAAAUAAUUCGAUCGACAGACGACUACUUUCGUUGGGAAGCGUUAUCACGUUGCCGGACGAACUCUUUUUGAGCAAGGAAAACUCUAGGUUAUAAGAUUGUACGUACCUCGGAAAGAGCGUCGUUUUUCACUCUUUUUAAUUAUCAGAUCAACCCUGACCCGAACGAAACGCACUUUUCAAAGCGGGAGAUGAGUCGCGCGCCAGUUUUCUCGGGAAAACUGACUGGAUUCGCGAUUAAGUGCGAUAUAGUACAAAGCGACUCUGGUUUUUAUUUUUCUCUUGUAUGCAUGCUAUUAUGAAAUCGUUCGAUCGAUGUAAGCGAUCUCAAUGACACGAGCGGCCUGAUUCACACAGCCUCUCUGCAUUAUAGUAUUAUUACGGUUAAUUAAUGUGUUUCAUCAGCGAUGCUUUCCGCCGCGUUAACGGAAGGCUUGCGUUUUUUCAAGCUUCAAAUCGUUAUUAUUUUUUUUUUAUGUAACCAGUGAAUUCCGAGACUGCGUUUCUCGGGGACUUGAAUCAGAAUUUAAAUGAGAAAAUUAUUCGCGCUCGACGAGAUUAUUCCGUUGGCUGCGCAUGUUAUACAGUGUAAAAAGUGCGACCGCAUGAAUUAUUCGGAUUAUCUGAGCGUUUUAAUAAAAGUUUAGUUAUUAUUAUUUUUUUUUUUUUUGAUAAUUUUCCAAGCGCAAAUUUUGGCCUGUUCGAGCAUUUUUUUGUAUAGACUAAUGGAACGAAAUUCGAGCGCUUUGGACGCAUGAAAUCACGUUUACGCACACAACGAAAGCUAAACGAAUCGUGUUUUUAUCAAAUUAUCGCCGGGAGGUGACAGCAUCAUCGCGAAACUGUACGUGCACGUGCGGAAGCUUUGACAAAGGGGGAACAUUUAGAAAUCGCUAACGCUUUCCUUAUGUACAUCCAACGUCAACAGAAAGAAACGCGAUGCUCGUACUUUACCGAAAAUUUCAACAAUGCAGCGCUAUUUAUAACCAUCAUCAGCUGUCCCCAUACUGUCGUCUAGGUAUACGUAUACGCCGUUAUACGCCUCUUAUUCUUCCUCGGACGCGUGGGAGGCUUCUUCUUCGCCGGGACUUAAAUAAUGUAGAUUCCCUUUUCUUUGUGUGCGGGAAAGCUGCCGCCGUCAUAUAGCCGCGCACCGGGGAUCGAUAGAUGGACUUAUACGUUAAUAACAAUUUCGUUGUGUCGUAAAAGGAGCUGCGUUAGAGCAACGAUUGCUUUCGCUAUUUUUGUGGACUUUGUAUACGCUCAUCUGUUCCUAUCUGCGAGGAGAUUAACUUGCCGCUGACUAUCGACCUUUUCGCGCUCGUUAGACGGACCGAUAAGAGCGUUUAAUUGUUACUCGCGAUUCGAGCUUUCGCGAAGAAUUGGUUAUAAACUAGUUUUGUCUGUUUCUCGGUCACGAAUUUUUCUUUUCAUCCUCCUUUUUCGUACUUUUAACACCGAUAUUACGCUCAACGGUGCGAUAUUCUCGUCGAUCAGAAGAACUGCUCGGAAUACGUUAUUUUUUCGGCAAGCAAUAUCUCAUACUCUCACGCGAUUUCACCUUUGUCAAUAUAUCCGCGCUCGACCUCGAAUAUACGAAAAGCAAAAGAAAAGCUCAAAAAUAAUCCGAUCAGCGAGCUCCGUGAUUUUCUGAUUCAAGUCUCCUUGUGCACGAGAGGGGUGGUAAGCCUCUGCGAGCUUGUUUUGUCAGAAUCGAAAAUUCCAAAGUUUCCGCGCUGUAAAAAGUGUGAAUGUGUGCGAUACUAUACGUGUGUUGUGCGCGCGUCGUCGUCGUCGUCGAGAGAGAGAGAGAGAGAGAGAGAGAGAGAGAGAGAGAGAGAGAGAGAGAGAGAGAAAGAGAGAAAUCCUGCAGCAAACAAAGCUAUAAAUUAUUGUUAAAAGCGCGAGCGACCUCGAAAACUCGCCGAUGUACGCGGAAAUACGACCCUUCGACGCCCUUCCCCACCUCCCACACUUUUAUUGUUUUAUACGCGGAAACUCCGCGCCGCCGACGCCGCCGCCGCCGCCGCUGCCGGUGAGAUUCGCCUCGGACUUUGUGCGCACCUGUUUGGAUGUGUAAUAUUGAUCGACGAUAUUAGUAUUUGAUUGUGAGACAAAUCUGUCGUUUCACGCAUAAUUUAUUGUAUAAGAAGGUUCAUUGCAGAGCGAAUAAUGCAACUGACCGCCGCCACCACCGCUGCUGCAAACUUCAUUGUGUCGGUGCUCAUCAGUAUAAAUACAAGCCGAGAAAAUUUUGUCGAGUCAAGCUAAAUCUGCGUUUUGAUAUUGCUCGCUUGUAAGUAUAUGGAUUCCGUUGUUGGCGGUUAUGUGAAUUUGAUAUCGCUGCGGAUCAGUUUUCAAUGAGCGAACAGCUGAGUAAAUAUCUUAAUUUGUAGCUCCAAAACACGUGUAAAUGCGUGUCGGAAAAUCGUAUCCAGAUGAAAUUUACGUUUGCGAAAGUAUAGAAGUGAUAUGAUUGUCGGCAGUGUUUAAGCGUGAAUUUAGUCAAAACUGUGCAGCUGAUGCUUUUCUCGGCGUCCACAUUCUCUUGUAAAUACGUUGACGGUGUUUUAUGUAUCAUAUAUCGAGAAAAACUAUGAUUAUUAUAAGUAUGGAAAUGAAAGAAGAUUAUUCGGACUUUCGAGAGAGUUACGACUCGUGCGCCAGACGACGGUAUUACUUCUCCCCUCGAUCUGCAUAUUCGGGGCAUCGCUCCGCGCGUCCCGGGAGAUUUCGCAUCGGGCCACACAAUAGCGCAAAUGCACACUAUAACGCUAAUGGAUCCGAUGAUCAUAUGCGACGAGAGAGCCAGAGCGAUGCCGACGUCCUGUUUCGGGGCUUAACGCAUCAUCGAAUAUCAGUGUCUGUCAAUUCAAGUCAUCAUUGUUAUAUCAUCAAAAUGGAGAGUGAAAAGUAGUGUGCGAACUUUGUAUGCGCGAAGCGAAUUUUUUUCUUUAUGGACCCGACGAUGUUUCCGGCAUAUAUUUUUUCCUCUGUACACACACACACACGGUGAUCCCUCUGCUGCCUCUCGAGCCAAUUUUAUCCUUUAUCAAUGUUAUUUCGAGAUUGGUUGCGUGAAAAAUUCAGUUUUACAGCCCUAUUAUGUUCGUCUAUUCGCUUUCGAUCCAAUUUCGUUUACGAAAGGCAGCGAUAGUGAUCACAUCUGGGGAUUGAAUGGGAUACCAAUAUGUAAAUAAUAAAUGCGAUACGUUCAAUGUUUAAUUUUUGUAUGCGUAAAAAUGUGUCAAAAGCGUGAAUAGGAUUACUGUAGAACAAUAAUAUAUUUCACAAUAUCGUAAUGUACUAAAUUCAGAUCCUGUAUUUAACUCUGGCCGUAAACUAUUAUUUAUUCCGAUGCAUAAAUCCACAUUAUGGUCAUUAAUGGAUAAUAGAUACAUUUCCAGCGUAAAAGCUAUUAUAAUAACCAUCUAUGUGAUGCGGAAUUCCCAAACGACAUUGAUAAACGUAUGAUUUUAAUGACCCUUUUUAAAAUGAUAUUUAUUGUAAUCGAUUGAUGCCGGCUCAGCGAUAUACUGGAUGAUGAACAAUCAGCGAGCGUGCCAAUUAAUGAAAGAAGUCGUUUUAGCGCUUAACGCCGGAAGAGCGACGGUCAUUUAUAAAUCAGUCAUUAGAUGAAGAAAAAAGAAAUGCGUCCAUGACAUCGAAACUUGGUUCAGUGUGUAUAUCGAUAUUAUUUAAUAAGCCGUUCUGUUUGGUUUUAAUUUUUACGUUUUGAUGAAAUCGCUAGUCUCUAGUGUUUUAUUGUUUGUGAAUGAUUAACGACGAGCGCCGAAAUAAAUACUCAAGCCAAUAUACUAUUGGAUAACUGUA